GACUGUAGAGCUCAGUAUUCUGACAGGGAGACAGGACGCCUUUUUCGAAUGCUGUACACAUGAAGUUAAGAUAAACUGGGAGAUUAUUAGAGGAUAAUGAGCCGUGGAUCUAAAGCUAAAACAGAGAGCGCCCGGAGCUCUUUGUUGAGCCUCCAGGAGAAUGAGAAGUUAGAGGAGCUGCUGGGCAGAAGGUGUGCUUCCAUGGCCACUGCAGUAGCACAGCUGUUCAUGGCUCUGCCUCAUAGUCCCUCCACAUGGAGCCUGCAGCACACCGGAGUGGUGUGCUUCAUCAAAGACAAUCCUCAGCGCUCCUACUUCAUACGGAUGUAUGAUUUGAAGGCAGGGAGGCAGAUUUGGGAGCAGGAGCUCUACAACCAGAUUGUUUACUCCUCGCCACAGCCGUACUUUCAUACCUUUGCAGCGGAUGACUGUCAGGUCGGGCUGAACUUUGCUCUACAACAGGAAGCAGACGAUUUCCAAAAUGUUGUUGAGGAUAAAAUCAGUCAGAGACACACCCGUUCAGAAAGGAAACAGCGCCCCCCGCCGCCCAGUGAUAGAGGUUCCCUGCCCCGUCCUCCUGAGAAAGCCGCAUCACCUGGCAGCCCUGGCUCUUUUCACAUGGCCACAGUGGACAUCCAAAACCCAGAUAUCCAUUCUUCGCGGUACCGCUCGAUGCCUUCACCUGCUGCUUCCCCAGCCCUGAUCAGCAAAGGAAAGAAGGAUAAGAAGAAAGGGAAGAAGGGCCCCAAAAUCUCCAAAGCAGACAUCGGGGCACCCAGUGGAUUUAAGCAUGUUAGUCAUGUCGGCUGGGAUCCCAACAACCUCGACCCUGAUCUGUGGAAGCUGCUCUCCCAAGCUGGAAUUGGUGAAGACGAGAUGAAGGAUGAAAAGACCUCCCAGCUCAUCUAUAAUGUCAUCGAGCAGUCUGGAGGCAUGGAGGCGGUGAAGAGGGAGGUGAACAGAGCCAGUGUACCUCCACCACCUCCACCUGGCAGACAAGGACCUCUGCCUCCUGUGCCGGGCUCCCACGCUCCCACCCCUCCACCUCCACGAGGCCGCUCUGGCCCCCUGCCUCCUAUCCCAGGCCAGUCACCUCGAGGGACCCCGCCCCCUCACCCGCCUCCCUCACGUGGAGGCUUGCCACCACCACCUCCUGCAACGAGCAGAGGCGGUCCUCCCCCGCCACCUCCACCAGCACACUCUUCUCAGUUCUCCUCACCGCCGUCCUCAAGGCCCCCAAUGUCCUCCCACAGCCUGCCUCCUCCCAUGCCGCCAUCUAACCAACAGCGCUCCAUGGGUUUCCCACCUCCUCCAGUCCCAUCGACACCCAGCGGAGGGGCCCCUCCACCUCCUCCUCCUCCUCCUCCACCCCCUCCACCUUCCCUACCUCCAAUGUCUUCAAAUUUCCCACCUCCUCCUCCUGCUUCUGGAGGCCCACCGCCACCACCUGCUCCUGUGUCUGGAGGCGGGGACGGCAGAGGAGCUCUGUUGGAUCAGAUCCGACUGGGGAAGAAGCUCAGAAAUGUGACAGACAGCCCUGAUGUAGCUGCGCCUACACCACCAGAGUCAGGUGAAGGCAUCGUUGGUGCUCUUAUGAUGGUCAUGCAGAAGAGGAGUAAAGUCAUCCAUUCCUCCGAGGAAAGCGAAGAUGACGGUGGAGAUGACGACGAUGAGGACGAUGAAUGGGACGACUGAUGUUGAAGUUCUUGCUUGUGUGGAUUUUGAACUUCCUUCAACUGUGAUUUUGAUGUCAAACUUCUGAAUUGCAGUACUGGUACAUGUUGAAUUUCAGGUUCAAGAAUUAAUAAUAAAACUGGAAUAUGUAUUGACAUGAUUAAAUCCUAAAUAACUCAAUAUAAAGGACUCGAAAGGGAAAGAAAACAAGUGUAAGAGAAUUCUGAAAUGUUUAUAUAUUUGUUCGAACAUUUCCAGUGUAGGAUUCAUCAGCAUGACAGCAUAGCACUGUGUCACUCACAAUGACGGUGAAUGUGGCUCUGACUGGAAAAAAGAAAAAAAAAAUCUUGUUCCUUAUGCUUCCACUAAAAAGAGCUGUUUUAAAAAAA
Epinephelus lanceolatus (giant grouper) is the source of this 2063-nucleotide messenger RNA. Its product is annotated as actin nucleation-promoting factor WAS-like. The record is from RefSeq and is a predicted model, not a curated record. Gene Ontology annotation, molecular function: actin binding. NCBI's taxonomy places the organism in Eukaryota, Metazoa, Chordata, Actinopteri, Perciformes, Serranidae. Gene Ontology annotation, biological process: actin filament organization.